CACGUCAGCAGGUGGCUCUGUUUGGGAAAAGGGAUGUGGAUGUCGCGCAAUCGUGGACUGAUGAGAAGAAAAAUUCGGAGGUUUAACAGGGUAUCAGGAGGAGCAAGGUAGAAGAGGGAAGAGUUCCUGUACCAGUGGACGAUAAUGGGAGCGCAGGGAGCGAAACGUUAUGAUUCUGGAUUUGAGUGAAACAGCCGGAUUCCAGUACUCCUAACAGCAAGAAUAUGUCACAGGACAGUGUCUGCCCAUCCUGCACCCUUUGUCUAUGGAGAUUACACAGUUGUUCGUGCAAAAAAAAGAAGAGAGAAACUUCAUCUGUGUGUGAGUGUAUCUGGGUUCUUCUGGUCCUCUGUGUGUUCCUGUUUACCUUGAUAUGGAUGUAUGUUACCCUGAUCCUUAAAAAUGACAUACACAAUUUCAAUGAGGAAAUCUUUCGACUCCUGGGCUUAUGGCAAGAUUGGUCUGUUGUGCUGAUCACAGUGGCUGCUGUUCUACUCACAUAUUGCCUCUUACUGCUGUUACUCUCCUUGUGCCUUGUAUUGUGUGCACAACCUCUCCGGUUGCACUGGCUCCAUAAGGUUCUCCUAUUUGUUUGCAUUGUAUUGGUUUGUCUUGGAAUUAUUGGUCUGGAUUUAAAGUGGAAUAUAGAGUGGAAAGUGGUUGCAAUUUCUUUACAGGCAACUAGUCCCUUUCUGCACAUUGGUGCCGUGAUUGGGGUGUCUGCAUUGGCAUGGGUCCUUGCUGGCUAUUUCUGGGAAACUAAGAACAAAGUGUUAAAAUAUCUACUUACACUGGUAUACAUCAUCCUUGUUUGUGCCUUAUUUGUGAGUCCUCUCUUCAUCUCCUCACCCUGUAUCAUGAAGGCAUCGGAACUUCCACCAAGACCAUGGCUCAUAGGACAUCGUGGUGCCCCUAUGCUAGCUCCAGAAAAUACAAUGAUGUCAUUUGAAAAAAUGGUGGAAUCUGAGGGAAGGGUGUUUGAGACUGAUGUUAUGAUGAGCUGGGACGGAAUCCCAUUCCUAAUGCACGAUGAGUUGCUGCUACGUACAACAAACGUGAAGGAAGUGUUUCCUCUACGCUUCCGUGAAAACUGCACCAAUUUUACUUGGUCUGACCUCCAGCAGCUUAAUGCCGGUGAAUGGUUUCUCCAGAGAAACCCAUUUGGAACACGAAGUACACUGGUAGAUGUUGAACGUGAGGUGAAAAGCCAGAAAAUUCCCUCUCUAGAGGAAGUCUUGCUUGCAUGCAAGAACCUCAGCAUCUCUAUCUUAUUUGACCUGCGACAGCCACCUCCUGGGCACCCAUAUAAUGAGAGCUUUGUGAAUGUCACUUUGGAUACUAUCCUGAAAACUGACAUCAGCCAAGAGCUAGUACUUUGGCUUCCAGAUGAUGAGCGGGAGGAAGUUAUUAAAAGAGCUCCUGGGUUUCAGCAGAUUUAUAAGAGAAAGGUAGAGAAGAAUGACACCAUUGAUGCUGUGAAUCUGUCGUAUACAAAUCUGAGUGUUCCUGAAAUCAGGUCAUACCGUCAAGAAAAUAUUUCAGUGAAUCUCUAUGUGGUUAACAAGCCCUGGUUGUACUCCCACCUGUGGUGUGCUGGAGCCACAUCUGUCACCACUAAUGCUAUCCAGCUUCUGAAGGAUCUGAAACACCCAGUUUGGUUGCUGGAUCCUUACAACUACUUGGUUAUCUGGAUUGUAGCAGAUGUCAUUGCUCUUAUCCACAUAAUUUGGGCAUUUGUCUUGCAGAGGAAGUGUUUAAGAAGAAAAGAAGAAGAGUCAGAGGCUGUAUUGCUGAUGAAGAUAGAGAGUCUGAUCUCAUAACCUUGCUGGAUGCCACAUCUCUAUCCCAGCCUCCUCCUCUGAGAAUGAUGUCAGGAAAGGGAGGAAGUGAAUCAGGAAUGAUAUCAGAAACUUGUCAGCAUGUUUCCAACCUGUAGCUUAAUAUUCACCUCUAUGCAAUGUGCUUCACAAUUACACUGUUUAUGUAUUCUAGUUGCCAUCUGCUACUUGAGGGUGUUUUGGGGCGUUAUGUGCUAUUAUAUGUACAGUAUGUACAUUAUAGGCUAUAAAAGCUCAGGGAAAUAUUUCUAUUGAUCCACAAUUAAGUGCCAGGUGAAAUAUGUUUUUUUAAGGUUUUUGAGCAAUGUAACAUUUUCCUCAGUUGUUUCUGUAGAUGCUGAGGUAAUUUUCUCAGGAUUUUGGUUGUCUAGCUGCUUAGUAGUAAGUUGAUGGUUUAGAAAGUGUGCAGUCUAUUUGGCUUGUUUUUACUUUUUUUUUUCCAUUCUUCUGUUUCCCUACCUCACUUGAUAUUCGCUUUGGGUAGUACGUUUUUUUUCUCCAUUAUAAAGUGGUAUGCUGGCAGAAAAUGUCUGUCUCUGUACCGCAGGGUGUAAAGCACUAACAGAAUGUUUGACUAUCGCUGCAGUUAUCUGUUUUGUGUAUGUAUAUGUAUAUAUAUAUAUAUAUAUAUAUAUAUAUAUUCAUAUUUAUG
Messenger RNA from Pseudophryne corroboree (corroboree frog), 2490 nucleotides. It is a transcript of the gene GDPD2, whose product is annotated as glycerophosphodiester phosphodiesterase domain containing 2. The transcript has 16 exons. Lineage: Eukaryota; Metazoa; Chordata; Amphibia; Anura; Myobatrachidae. The coding region runs from base 225 to 1820 and encodes 531 amino acids. Gene Ontology annotation, biological process: lipid metabolic process. Gene Ontology annotation, molecular function: glycerophosphodiester phosphodiesterase activity. Gene Ontology annotation, cellular component: plasma membrane. The record is from RefSeq and is a predicted model, not a curated record.